AUGGACGCCGCAUGGCCACGCCUUGAAUACAAGCAGAAGCAAACGUUUAACGCUCCCUAUAUCGAUGUUAGGAUUCGUUGGCCUUGUGCUACGUCGCGUCCUUCAAGUUACGGAAAACAGAGGCUCGGGGACUACUUGCAAAUGUGGGACUGGAAAUCCAAGAAUGACUACCAGUCCAUUCUUUUAUUCCACGGUAUCAGCGGAUGUUCCUUCAUUGCAGAGGAUCAUAUACCAAAAUCGACGGAGUCGUGGAAUGACGCGGUGAUUGAAAAUUCAACAUCAAAGUUAAGUUUCGCGAUGCUAAAAGUCAAGACACGUUUAAGCAAUCCUAACGAAGUUCUCAUGACCUUGUCGAACGUGAAUGUUGCCGACACGGUGAGGUCACUUCACUUCGACCACACACUACCGACAACUAUCUCGUCGUCGGAUGGCCCGUCGUCCGAAUGUACAAUCAGAUCUUUCAUAUCCGGUGAGAAUCCUCGGGGUGUAUUGUUGGAGGCAUCGUCCGUCUUCAUCUCUUUCUCCAACUUCUACACAUCAAGAUAUUCCUUCUCGGCAAAUGAUAUCGCAGUCCCGCCAAUGACAUAUCUCGAACAAAGAACGGACACGACAUCAAUACCUGUGUUCAAACGUGUAUCACCUUCCGUAAAAUUCUUCGCCUCGUCUUCUUCGAAGUGCAUUCGUCAUGUCAGCAUCGAAGCCCUUAACCUUGAUGAUCUCGUGUUUGUCCACAUCAAUAGCAUGGAUUAUAUGAGGUGGAUCCCCGCGUUUUCACAUUGGUCGGGGCCUCUUCUUCGAGGGAUGAUGGCAAACUUCUCGCAAGCUGACACGAUGAACUUCGAAAUCGUAACGGAUCACAGCAUCAGUCAUAAUCAACACGAAGGUGUUUGGGGUGGUUUGGAACAACCUUCCGCGAAAAAGCGAACACGAGAGGCCAACAAAUCAAGCAUGUGGAAACACUCGAUGCGCGUCCCGCACAGCGGCGGGAAUCAUUUUACCCCGAUCCCUGCGUACAGCGGCAACUUGACGAAUGUUGAAGAGUUCAACUUAGUUGCGUAUGCAUUGCGACUAUAA
Molecule: messenger RNA, 1074 nt
Organism: Suillus clintonianus
Lineage: Eukaryota; Fungi; Basidiomycota; Agaricomycetes; Boletales; Suillaceae
Exons: 11
Coding region: 1-1074 (357 amino acids)
Source: RefSeq, a predicted model, not a curated record